Messenger RNA from Epinephelus lanceolatus (giant grouper), 5231 nucleotides. RefSeq names its product KIAA0586 ortholog. Gene Ontology annotation, biological process: smoothened signaling pathway. NCBI's taxonomy places the organism in Eukaryota, Metazoa, Chordata, Actinopteri, Perciformes, Serranidae. The record is from RefSeq and is a predicted model, not a curated record. Gene Ontology annotation, cellular component: ciliary basal body; centriole.
UUGUCAGCAACAGUUGCUGUUUGCCGAGUUGGUCGCUUUGACAGUUUAGUUUGUGUGUUUUUAUCUUUCUGACGCGUCUUUUUGUUUCUAACGCGAUGUUUUAACUUUAUAAACUUCUCUUUUCCGUCGUCACUUCCGUCUUUCACCGAGUUUUAACGGUCCAGCAGCUCCUCGGUCCCGUAUGAUGCCGGAGCGGGAAGUUUGAAAGCGGCUAGCUGAAGUUAGCACGUCGACUAACAGCUCUCUGACAGCCCACAACACCUUUAGUUAAAAGUUAAUUAAAGUAUUAAUAAGUACAUGGAUCAGUAUGUCGUCCCGGCUGGCCUCCAGCUCAGAAAGACAGCGGGGUUCAUCCGGUGAAACCAGUCCGGAUCAGUCCUCCUGCAGCUCGGACACCGGGGACGUUUUGAUCCGGUCCACUCGGGUUCUUCCUCUGGAUCGGGGACAUGAAGGUAAACCGGGACCGGGAUCCGGAUCUGUCCACAUAACCGUCCAGAAACUGCGGGACCCGCUCGUCCAGCCUCCUCUGUCCGAGCAGCAGCAGCGGAGCUCCGGGUCGGAGAAGCGGCAGCAGCGGCUAAAGCCCCGACAGAAGCCGGAGAAUGCUCCUCCUCUGCGGGUAGUGGGACACGGUCAGACCGACGGACUGAGGAAACCUGGACUGACCAAGGAGAACAGAGAGCCCAGAAGAAGACAGCGUCCAGCAGCAGAGUCCAGUCCAGACAGGAAGCUCUCAGCUGGGACACACAGCGACCAGCAGCCUGGUGACGACCUUCUGACGUCCCGUUUUGCUGCUGGAGGUCGUGGAGUCGUCCUCGCCGCUCUGAAACAACGGUCUCACAGCGCCCCCCACAGGAGGGAGGUCAGAGUGCAGCUGUUGGACCCAGAGCCCCUCAGGACCAGCUCCCAGGAUGCUCCUGCUCCCAGCACCAGCUCCAAGGAUGCAGUGGGUGUGGCGGGGGUCCAGAUGGAGGAGGGGCUGUCCUCUGGUUGCCUUAGAGAUGCCACCAAAGCGGCAGCAGCUGCUGCAGCUGCAGCUGUAGCUGCUGCUGCUCCUCUCAUCAAGGCUCAGUCAGAUAUGGAGGCUCGAGUGUGUCACCUGGCUGAAGGAGUUCAGAGGCUGCUGCAGGCCGACAGGGAUGGUGGAGACAGGGGGCGGAGCCUGAGCCAGCAGACGCUGCAUUACCUGGAGACGCUGCACAGUCAGCAGCUGCAGCAGCAGAGCCAGCUGCUGGAGUCAGCCCUCAGGAUGAUGACAGGCCACGCCCCUGCGACCCGUGACCUCACAGCUUCGGGUCAGUCACCCUGUCUGCAGGUCACUCAUCUGGACACUGCAGCAGACGUCCUCAGCAACCAGCAGCAAAGCUCCUCGGCAACCAGAGCUGCUGCCGCCGCUGUGGAGACUGGCCCAGUUGCUAUGGCAACACCUUACCAUGACCGAUGGCCAGAGCAAACCAGAGAUGACUGGUAUCGCAGAGGAGCUCCCAGUGUUUCCACAGCAACCCAGCCAGCUGCAGGAAGUCAUCCGCAGUCCUCGACCAGUCACAGUCAGGCGGCAGCGAGGAGAGCCAAUGAGACGCUGAGGGAGAUGGGACGUUUGAAGGCUGAGAUGAAGAUGCUGCUUACGCCAGAAGACUCUCUGAUAACCAUUAGACCUGGACCAGACCACCACCAGGCCCAACAAAAUCUGCUUCAGUCCCAAGAAUCACACUCCAAUCCAAACCAUUUACGAUCCCAGUCCCAACAAUCCAAGUCCCAGUCCAAACAAUCCAAGUCCCAGUCCCAACAAUCCAAGUCCCAGUCCCAACGAUCCCACUCCCAGUCAGAACAAUCUCAUUCCUUGUCCCAACAAUCCAAAUCCCAAGAAAACCUGCUCCAGUCCCAACAAUCCCACCACCAUCCAAACCAUUUACAGUCCUCACAAUCCCAGUCCCAACAAUCCAAAUCCCAAGAAAACCUCCUUCAGUCCCAACAAUCCAAAUCCCAUCAAAACCACUUACAAUCCUCACAAUCCCAGUCCCAAAGAUCUCAUUCCCAGUUGCAACAGUCCCAGUCUCAAGAAUCUCAUUCCCAAUACCAACAAUCCAGAUCCCUACAAAACCUGCUUCAGUCCCAACAAAACCACUUAGAAUCCUCAGCCCAUCAAUCUCAUUCUCAGUACCAACAAUCCAGAUCCCAACAAUCUCAUGCCCCAUGCCAGCAAACCGAGCUCCAACAAAACCAGUCUCAAUUCCAACAAGUCCAGUCCCAACAAAGUCCGACCCAUCAAACCCAGCCCCAGUUGUCCCAGCAGUCCCAGUCUGUGGUGGUCCAGAGGAGGCCUGUGGUCCCGUCCAUGUUCGAGGAGGCGGGUCUGGUUCUCCGUCAGGUUCGGCGACAGAAGAAGGUUUUGGAGGAGAACCUGGAGGCUCUGCUGAGAGCCAAAACUGGGGAGGUCCUGAACUGCCAACUGGAGGCAAUGGCUGCUAACAGAGACUGGACAGAAGAGGUUCGGAUUAAGAAGACAGUGGACGCCUGGAUCAGCACUUUAACCAAGGACAUCCAGGCUGAGAUGUCCUCAGAGGAUGCUGCACUGACAUCACAGCAGGGGGCUGCAGGGAGCUCCACCCACACAGGUAGGGGGAGGCCAGUGAGCGCGCCCAAAGGAACAGGAAGUAAGAAUGUGGCGGGGAGAGGAAGCAGAGGACAGACAUCUGGACACAGAGCGCUGCAGGGGGCGAAGCCUGACAGAGCCACAGAUAGGCUGGUGGAGAGUGACAGGGAAUCGUACCUGACUCGUCUGUACGGCAGAGCUCCGUAUGAAGGUCUGAGACGAACCCUGAAGAAGAGUCCCUACCUGCGCUUCAGCUCACCUGCCUCGCCGCUCGGCAGGAAGCCACACCCCCGGCUGGUGGAGAGCGUCACAGGUGUGAAGGUGAAGUCCUGUAAAACUCAGACAUGUUUGGCUCCUCCCAUCACUCCGUCACCUGCACGACCUCAGCAUCAUGACAUCAUCAGGGCCUCCCGCCUGACCUCUGGUGACCCCACUGACCUUUCAGUGAUUCCUGCUGACACUUUCUCCGUUCCCAUGGCGAUCCCUCUGGGUCGUCCCAGGAUCGACUCCUCUUCCAGGUGUCUCACUGAGCGUCGACAGGAAGUGACAUCACCACCUGCAGCUCUUCCAGAGUCUAGCAUGGUUGCUGUGGACGAAGGAGCACCUGAGCUCCAGUCUCAGGAGGAGCAACAGGAUGCAGGUGAAGUUCCUCCUCCUCCUCCUCCUCCUCCUCCUGCUGACAUCAUCGAGAAGAAGAGUGAAGAAGAGGAGAAUGAAGAGGACGUUUUCCCUGGAACUGACUUUCUGUCUGUUGCUGACAUUGCCCAGCAGGAGGAGGUGAGUGUUGUGGGUGAGGAGGCGCUGGAGUUGGACGGAGGUCCGUCUCCCCCUCCGGUCCUGUAUCAGGGUCCAGUCUUCCCUCCACAGGCGCCCCCUGCCCUCCCUGCCCAGGAUCAAGGCUCCAUCCCGGGCCUCAACCCGCAGACAGACGCCCUGGAGAACCGUCUGGUGGAAUGGGUGGAGCAGCAGCUCAUGUCCAGGAUGAUCUCAGAGAUGUACCGCCCCCCUCUCUCUGACCCCGCCCAGAACGACUCCACAGACCAAUCAGAGUCCAGGGAGCAGAGCGUCACCUCAGAUAUCGUGGAGGCAGCAGGAGGUGGAGGUCUGCAGCUGUUUGUGGACUCCAACAUGUCGGUGGACUCGGCUCUGAUCCGUCAGCUGGUCAGUGAGGUUCUGGCAGAACACGUGGCCCUGAUGCUGGGACAGAGAGACUCCAUAGAACCAGGACCAGAGCUGGAACCAGAACCAGGGCCAGGAUCACAUCAGGAGGACAAACCAGUACCACUGGUCCCUACACCAGUACCAACGCCUCCACCCAGCCCCACACCUUCCAGCAGGGAGACACCAAUCCUGACCACACCCCCUCCAUCUGAACCAACCAGCCUGCUGAAUGAGGAGCCAAUCACAGCUCCAGAGCCUGUAGCCACGCCGACCUCCAGCCCUGAGCCCGCCCCCUCAGCAGGAAGUCCUCCUGCUCCCCAUCAAGCCCCGCCUUCUCUGACCUGGGGCAACGCUGAGCUGCCAUUGGACGAGGAGAGACCUGAGGAGCACCUGGAUACACGCCCGCAGCCUCUGGUGAUGUCAGUAGCACAGGAGGAGCCUCCUCUCUCCUCCCCUUCUCUUCCCUCCAUCCCUCCUGCUCUGUCCCCGUCUCCUCCUCCUCCUCCUCCUCCUCCUGGUCCUGACCCCAGACCAGCGUCCCCCUCCAGCUCCUCAGAGGACUCCAGCACCAGUAGCACCAGUAGCACCAGUACAGUGACAGCAGGGACUGAAGCAGCGCUGAAGCACAUCUCAGAGGGAGAGCUGCUCAUCAGUGUCAACCAGCUGGCUGCCAUGACAGAGGAGGAGGCUGUCUGCAGUUUCUCCAGCUCUCUUCAGGAGCUGCAGGACAUGGACUUUGACCCCCCCAGUGAGGGACAGGUCAGAGGUCACGAACUCCUGCUGAACAAGAUGGAGCAGAGAGUCACACACCCACCCAGAGGAGAGAGGCCACAGCCAGAGGGCGCCUGGGGGAGGGAUCAGGAGGAAGAGGUGAGCGUGGGUGAGGUGAGAGACGACUGGACCACAAAACCUCACAGGACUGCAAAUACCAAGAGCUACAGCAAGAGUACAGCAGGCCAACGGGAUCAAACCUCACCUGGACAGAUCAGUCAGUGUGCAGAUGUGUCAGAGGGCAGUUUAGGAGCAACCAAUCAGGACUCGGUUGCCAUGGGUGACCUGACGAUGGAGCCAGUUGGUACGCUGACCUCUGACCUCCAGACUGACCUGACACUGUCUCCUCCUCCACACCUGGAGGACACACACACAGCGGGACAGGUUGUUGCUGUCAGACCAAUCCACAGACAAACAGCCGAGCAGCAGCAGGGAGGAGGCGGGAGGGUGGACGUUCACCUGCCCUCCAUUACACCACAGGAGGAAGAAGAGGAAGAGGAGGAGGAGGAGGUAAUGGAGGAGGUCAGUGCAGCUGCAGACACAGAGUCCUCCUCUGAUGAUGUUUUCUAGGAAGAAAAGACAAAUAUCAUCAUCAUCAUCUUUAUUCUAACAGGCUGAUGAUUUGAGGAUGUCACACUUUGCUUUAAUAAAAAACACUGUCAGACUGUAAAUACAUGUUUUUAAUAAACUUUUACUUUGAAAUCUC